Molecule: messenger RNA, 4517 nt
Organism: Mesoplodon densirostris (Blainville's beaked whale)
Lineage: Eukaryota; Metazoa; Chordata; Mammalia; Artiodactyla; Ziphiidae
Gene: GIPC3
Product: GIPC PDZ domain containing family member 3
Exons: 6
Coding region: 71-4363 (1430 amino acids)
Molecular function (GO): protein binding
Source: RefSeq, a predicted model, not a curated record
AGGGGAGGCUGCAGGAAGCGGCGGAUCCGGCGGCUGUGGCCGUGGCCCCAGUGGCCGAGCUCCUCCUGCCAUGGAGACCACAGCGGCCCGCGAGGCCCGGGGGGCCGAGGCCCCACGCCUGCCCGCGCCCCCGCCCUCGCCCGCCGAGCCCCCGGCUGCGUCCCCCACCUCGGCCGCGCCCCGAACCCGCCCGCGCCUCGUCUUCCGCACGCAGCUGGCUCACGGCAGCCCCACGGGCAAGAUCGAGGGCUUCACCAACGUCCGCGAGCUUUACGCCAAGAUCGCCGAGGCCUUCGGGAUCGCGCCCACCGAGAUCUUAUUCUGCACCCUAAACAGCCACAAAGUGGACAUGCAGAAACUCCUAGGCGGCCAGAUAGGGUUGGAGGACUUUAUCUUUGCCCACGUGCGCGGCGAGACCAAAGAGGUGGAGGUCACUAAGACUGAGGACGCCCUGGGACUGACCAUCACUGACAACGGGGCUGGCUAUGCCUUCAUCAAGAGGAUCAAGGAAGGCAGCAUCAUCAACCGGAUCGAGGCAGUGUGCGUGGGCGACAGCAUUGAGGCCAUCAACGACCACUCAAUCGUUGGCUGCCGCCACUACGAGGUGGCCAAGAUGCUCCGGGAGCUGCCCAAGUCGCAGCCUUUCACCCUGCGCCUGGUUCAGCCCAAGAGAGCCUUCGAUAUGAUCGGCCAGAGGAGCCGGAGCAGCAAAUGCCCCAUGGAGGCAAAAGUCAGCAGCGGGAGGGAGACCCUGCGGCUUCGGUCUGGGGGGGCCGCCACUGUGGAGGAAGUGCCUAGUGAAUUUGAGGAGGAGGCAUCUCGGAGGGUGGAUGACCUGCUGGAGAGCUACAUGGGCAUUCGGGACCCAGAGCUGGGUAAGGGGCCAGGCGUCAACCAUGGUGGAGACAUCCAAGAAGACAGUGAGUGUCCAGGAGUUUGCACGCCAUUUAGACUCCGUUUUGGGCGAGUUCGCCUUCCCGGACGAGUUUGUGGUGGAGGUGUGGGCCGCCAUCGGCGAGGCCAGGGAGGCCUGUGGCUAGUCUGCCCCGGGGCCGAGCGCAGCCCCAGCCCAGAGCCCAGCCCCCUGUCCCAGCCCUCCCGGCCAGUUCCCCAAGCCCAACCCUGCUCUGGAGUCCAGAAGCCCAGAUCUGAGACCCAGCCCUGCUCUAGAACCCAGCCCAGCUCAGAGACCAAACUCAGAUCUGAGACCCAGCCCUGCUCUAGAAUCAAUACCAGUUUUGAGACCAAGCCGAGCCCUGAGACCCAGCCCUGCUCUAGAACCCAGCUCAGCUCAGAGACCAAGCCCAGAUCUGAGACUGGUAUCACCUCUAGAACCCACACCAGUUUUGAGACCGAGCCCGGGCCUGAGACUCGGCCAUGCUCUAGAACCCAGCUCAGCUCGGAGACCAAGCCCAGAUCUGAGGCUGGUAUCACCUCUAGAACCCACACCAGUUUUGAGACCGAGCCCAGCCCUGAGACUUGGCCACGCUCUAGAACCCAGCUCAGCUCAGAGACCAAGUCCAGAUCUGAGACUGGUAUCACCUCUAGAACCCACACCAGUUUUGAGACCGAGCCCAGGCCUGAGACUCGGCCAUGCUCUAGAACCCAGCUCAGCUCAGAGACCAAGCCCAGAUCUGAGACUGGUAUCACCUCUAGAACCCACACCAGUUUUGAGACCGAGCCCGGGCCUGAGACUCGGCCAUGCUCUAGAACCCAGCUCAGCUCGGAGACCAAGCCCAGAUCUGAGGCUGGUAUCACCUCUAGAACCCACACCAGUUUUGAGACCGAGCCCAGCCCUGAGACUUGGCCACGCUCUAGAACCCAGCUCAGCUCAGAGACCAAGUCCAGAUCUGAGACUGGUAUCACCUCUAGAACCCACACCAGUUUUGAGACCGAGCCCAGGCCUGAGACUCGGCCAUGCUCUAGAGCCCAACUCAGCUCGGAGACCAAGCCCAGAUCUGAGACUAGUAUCACCUCCAGAACCCACACCAGUUUUGAGACUGAGCCCAGCCCUGAGACUUGGCCAUGCUCUAGAACCCAGCCCAGCUCAGAGACCAAGCCCAGAUCUGAGACCAAAUUCACCUCUAGAACCCAUACCGGUUUUGAGACCAAGCGCAGCCCUGAGACCCAGCCCUGCUCUAGAACCCAGCUCAGCUCAGAGACCCAGCCCAGAUCUGAGACCCAGCCCUGCUCUAGAACCCAGCUCAGCUUGGAGACGAAGCCCAGAUCUGAGACCCAGCCCUGCCCUAGAACCCAGCUCAGCUCGGAGACCAAGCUCCCCUCUAGAGCCAAGGCCAGCUCUGAGACCAAGCCCUGCUCUGGAACCCAGGCCAGCUCUGAGGCCCAGUUCAUCACUAGAAUCCAAGCCAGUUCUGAGAUGCAACCCAGCUCCAGAACCCAGCUCUCCUCUAGAACCCAGGACAGCUCUGAGGCUAAGCUGAGCUCUGAUAUAAAGUCAAAUUUGGGAACCCAGACAAGUUUUAAGAGCCACCUCAGCUCUGAAAUCAAUCCUAGUUCUGAAAGCCAGGCCAGCUUUAUGACCCAGCCCUGCUUUAAAACUCGACCCAACUCUGGAACGCAAGACAGCUCCAUGACCCAGCUGUACCUGGAUACCUGGUCUAGCUCAGAAACGCCAGUUAGUUCUGGAACCCGGGUGAGACUUGAGAAGCAGCCCAGUUCCAGAAGCCACAUCAGCUCAGGAUUCAAAGACAGUUCCCAAACCCUACCCUAUUCUCAUGCCCAGACCAGCUCAGGAACUCAGAUGCAUGCUGAAGAGCAGUCCAGGUCCAGACCCCACCCACAUACUGGGGCCCAGUCCAGCUCCAAUGAUGAGUCCAGCUCAGAGACUGAGCCCAGCUCUAUACCCCAGACUAGUGCAACAAGCAGGCCUGUCUCCAGAAUUCAGACAAGCUCUGGACCCCCAUCCAUCUCUGGGGCAAGGCCCGCCUCCAGAGCUCCACUUGAUGCCAAGCCCCGCCCUCACUGCAGAACACAGAGCAGCUCUAGAACAUCAUCCAGCUCUGGGACCCAGACAGACUUCAAGGCUUGGCCAAUUUCCAGAGUUCAGUCCAGCUCAGGCACCCCACCCAGCUCCAGAACUCAGCUCAGUUCUAGAGCACAGGCUGGCUCUGAAAUCCCAUCCAGCUCUAAAACACAGUCAAUUGCUGAGACCCAUUUGAGUUCCAGAAUCCAGCUAAAGUCUGGUCCUGGGACCCAGACCAAUGCAGCAACAGACUUAAGCUCCACAGCUCUGUCAAGCUCUGAGAGCAGGCCCAGCUCCAGGACCCAGCCCUGCCUGGGAACUCAAAACACCUCUGGGACCCAGCUCAUCUCAGAAACCCUGCCAAGCUCUAGAAACCAACUCCAGACCACACCCCCAGGCAGCUCUGGUAUUGAGCCAGACUUUGGGAGACAGGCCAGCUCUGGAACUCAGCUCAUCUCUAGAGCCCAGCCCAGCUCUGGGACCCAGACCAGUUCAAGAAUACAGCCCAGCUCUGGAACCCAACCCAGCUCCAGAACGCAGACCAGUUCUGGAACCCAGCUCAUCUCUGAGACCCAGCCCAGUGCAAUAAUGCAGCCCCUCUCUGGAGUCCACCUCAUUUCUGGAACUGAAACCAGCUCCAGAACCCAGACCAGUUCUGGAACCCAGCUCAACUCUGAGACCCAGCCCAGCUCUGAGACCCAGACCAGUGCAAGAAUUCAGCCCAGUUCUGGAGCCCAGCUCAGCUCCAGAACCCAGUUCAGCUCUAGAACUCAGUUCAGAUCUGAGACUCACCACAGCUCUGAAACCCAGACCAGUUCAAGAACCCAGCCCAGCUCUGGAAUCUACCUUAGUUCCAGAACCGGAUCUGUUUCUGAAACCCAAUCCAGCUCCAAAAGCCAGACCAGCUCAAGAAUACAGCUCUGCUCUAGAAAUGGGCUCCGCCCACAGACCCCUGGCCUUGACCCCAGAACCCAGACUGAUCCCACUCCCCCAGCCCAACCCCAAUACCCAGGCCCACCACCCAGAGCCCCACCUCCAGGUCCUAGGAGGGUCUCUCACCCUCAGCCCCAUGAUCUGGUUCAAGGAGCCCAGGCCGAUACUGGCCCAGGCCGAAGCCCAUCCACUUUUGCCCUGUUCCCACAGCCGUGGUCCCCCUCCGCCCCGCAGAAACCAGCCCUUCCCCCCAAGCCCCAGCUGAGACCCCAGAAGUCCACCCCACCCACCAAAUCUGUCAUCCCUAGUUCUGCCACCAGGGCGGCCCUCCUGCAUUCCCAGCCCCCUGAACCCUCAGCUCAGGGGCCUGCCCCCUCCCCCGUGCUCAGGGAGCCAGGGCCGGCUCCGCGGGCGUCAGAGCCCCUCCCCUACCAUGGGGGGCUAUAGCUUGGGGGUGACAUACUUGUGGCCCCCAUCCCCUCUCCUGCCCCUCCCAGCCUGGGUCCCCCAGAAGCAGCAGGUGACCUCAUUCCCCCACAGGCGGGGUGGGGAGGGUGAGGGAGGGUGGACACAGGGGCUUUGGUUUCACCUGGGCCUGGAU